AGAGGAUACCAAAGCCAACCGCAAACAUGAUACAAGGUUCACAUUCAGGAAACAACAGGAGUUAUAUUCUCCUCAACAUUUUCCUCGUCCUCCUAGCUACAAAGUUCGACAAAACCUUUCAGUUAACACAGAGCGAAUGUGGAGCAGAUUACAGACAUCCAGAGUACACAGACAUCUCGGUGGAAUGUGGAACGGAAUACAUCAGUCUGGCCAUCAUGUUCUGUCCUGUUCAAUACACUGGCUACAACGAAUCAGAUUUGAUCCUCAACAAUGUCAUAAAUAACCCAGAUUGCAUGGGGACCAUCGACACUACCGUCUCACCUCCAGUGGCCCGAUUCAGGUUCCCGCUUAACUCAACCAAUGCCUGUGGCAGCAAUUUUAUCACAUAUCAGAGUGCUGGGACAGGCAUAUUCUCAGAUUUCUCCAACAUUGAGACGGUCAACGUCAGUGGAGUUGUAAAGUCGAGGGACAUCACAACAGGCACCGUGACGUAUAAUGCAGAGCUGAAGUACUACUACUCGUGCUCCUAUCCUCUCGAGUACUUGAUCAACAACACUCAAGUGGAUGUGGCGUCCUCCUCGAUUGCAGUCAAAGACAACAAUGGCAGUUUCAUCAGCACUAUGAGGCUCAGACUCUUCAGUGACGUAAACUACACCCAGCCUCUCCACAUGCCUCCCAUUGGUAUUGAACUGAGGACAAAUGUGUUUGUGCAGGUGGAGGCCACCAACUUGACCUCCCAGUACUUUUUGCUGCUGGACAGAUGCUUUGCCUCCACUUCCAUUGCACCCACCACCAAAAACUACUUCAACCUCUUCGUGCCUUGUGAAAUGGAUCGGCUGACUAAAAUGCUGGUGAACGGGGAGAUGCAGCUUGCUCGGUUCUCGUUCCCUGCCUUCCGCUUCACAGAGCAGCAGAACCAGACAGUGUCGACGUACUAUCUACACUGCAUCACAAGACUGUGUGAAAUAUCAACCUGCGCUGCAUUUAGGCAAUGUCGCAAACGAAAAAGGAGAGACGUUGCUCCCAUCAGUCCUUCAAAUGGAGUCUCAGAGAGCACUACCAUCACGUCACCAGCCAUCGUCAUACGUGCAGAGAACGUGAUGGCAACAAAAGAGGAAGAUGUGUCAUUCAGUACGAAAAAACCAGUGGACUCCUCGGUGGGUCUCGGCGUAGCUGUGGGCAUCCUGGCAUUCGCUUGCAUCAUGGUUGUGGGAAUGGGAGCACUUUUCUACAAAAGACACUGGCACAAUGCAACUUCAAAAAUAGUCCGGUGA
Messenger RNA from Pimephales promelas (fathead minnow), 1274 nucleotides. RefSeq names its product zona pellucida-like domain-containing protein 1. The record is from RefSeq and is a predicted model, not a curated record. Lineage: Eukaryota; Metazoa; Chordata; Actinopteri; Cypriniformes; Leuciscidae.